Macrosteles quadrilineatus (aster leafhopper) is the source of this 3187-nucleotide messenger RNA. Its product is annotated as endoglucanase E-4-like. The transcript has 9 exons. Bases 293 to 1714 code for a protein of 473 amino acids. NCBI's taxonomy places the organism in Eukaryota, Metazoa, Arthropoda, Insecta, Hemiptera, Cicadellidae. The record is from RefSeq and is a predicted model, not a curated record. Gene Ontology annotation, biological process: carbohydrate metabolic process. Gene Ontology annotation, molecular function: hydrolase activity, hydrolyzing O-glycosyl compounds.
UAGCCGUCCACCGCCGCACUAACACCUACGAAAUGAUACUCCAAACCGCUAACCUAUUUCGGUCGUAAACGAAAGUGUUCUCCAGCUUAUUCCAACCGGUUUAACGUAUAAUUAAUUAUAAUAUCCACACGCGUAUUUAUAAGAUAACCUAAAUGAAAUAUGAGUGAAUCAUAAAAAUAUAACCUCAAAAGUAUUUUAUUGUCAAGUGUCAGUGCGCUUUUAAAGUGAAAUGCGUUUAUUAACUCCACCAAAUUAAAGUGACAGUAUCCGGAUUUUCUUCGAAAUUAUCAAGAUGAAUGCGCUAUGCAGUGCGCUGACGUUCGCAGCGUUCUGCACUGUCCUGGUGACGACUGCCCCCAAGGAAACCAAGGACCACGACUACAGCCAGGUUCUGAGGAUGUCCUUGAUGUUCUACGAGGCCCAGCGGUCAGGGCGUCUUCCGCCGUCCAACCGAAUCCCCUGGCGAUCCGACUCCGCCGUCAACGACAUGGGCCAAGAUGGCGAAGACUUGACCGGGGGCUACUACGAUGCCGGGGACUUUGUCAAGUUCGGGUUCACAAUGGCCAGCACAACCACUUUGCUAGCCUGGGGCUGUCUAUCAUACAAAGAUGCCUACGUGGAAGCAGGUGAAUGGGAGCAUGCCCUAGAGGCUUUACGCUGGGCUGCCGACUACUUCAUCAAGUGCCACGUCAGUCCGUAUGAGUUGUAUGGUCAGGUGGGUGACUUUGCUCUGGACCAUCAGUACUGGGGACGACCAGAACAACUGAAUACUUCUCGCCCCGCCUUCAAGAUCACUAAAGACAAACCUGGCAGUGAUCUGGCUGGAGAAACUUCCGCAGCCCUGACAGCAACUGCGAUAGUAUUUCAAAAGGAGGAUCCCAAGUACGCAGAGCUGCUUUUGAACCAUUCUAAGCAACUUUACGACUUUGCUACAACCUACCGUGGCCUUUACAAUGAUGCCAUCAAGGGGGCGACAGAGUUUUAUGAAUCUACCGAUUACGGAGAUGAACUGACAUGGGCUUCUCUUUGGUUAUACAAAGCAACCAACAACUCAUUUUAUGUGGACGAAGCAGAGCACCAUUAUAUGCAAUACAGGCUGAAAGAGCGCCCUAAUGAAUUUUACUACAACAAAAAAGUUGCUGGAGUUCAGGUACUGUUGGCCCAGCUUACUAAGAUGCCUGAAUAUGUAGAGGCAGCCAAAACCUUCUGCAACUUUACUGUAUUCAACCAAAAGCGAACACCAAAGGGUCUUGUUUAUAUUGAGAAGACAGGAACGCUGUGCCAUGCAGCAAAUGUCGCAUUCCUUUGCCUUCAGCUGGCAGAUCAAGGUAUUAACUCCGACACAUAUCGACAGUUUGCGAAACAACAGAUUGACUACAUGUUAGGGAGCUUCGGACGCAGUUUUGUCGUUGGAUAUGGACACAAUUACCCCAAGUUUCCACACCAUGCCGCAAGUUCAUGUCCUGACUAUCCUGAACCGUGUGGAUGGGCAGAUUUCAGCAGCUCCAAGCCAAACCCCCAGAUUUUGUACGGAGCUUUGGUUAGUGGACCUGAUGAGAACGACUUUUACAAAGAUCGUAGAGAAGACUACAUCUAUAAUGAGGUUACUCUAGAUUAUAACGGUGGCUUCCAAUCAGCUAUUGCAGGUCUGCACCAACUGAAAAUCCACAACAUCGGUAUUCCUGAUCUUGUAAAGACUGAAAGCGUCAGAUGAGAAAUGCUGUUGGCCCUUAUGCCUGAGAGGUGUGGGGGCUUUGAAGGUGCUAUGGAGCUUAACAAACAAACAACAUGUUCCUCAGCUUCCCCACUUGUCUAUGUUUUAAACAUAAGCUUUGUUUUUUGUGUUUUAAAAACACCUGUGUAGAGCUGUCAUGUUCCUAAUGUCCUGUCCUGUUUAAACAGAAUAAUUAUUCUUCUUUUUACCCAUAAAGUUACCGUUUUCUAAGUUAGUUUCUGUUUCAUCAGUUUGAGACAUUUCCACUUAUCUUUGCUGAACUUUAUAAUAAUCUUCAUGGGAUUUUGACAAUUUCUUAUUUUCUAUUGAGAUACUGAAAACUGUAAUAAAUGUGGACUGAUAAAAUAUAUAACAGAGUACUUGAGCUGACACAUUUUAACCCUUGAUACAAAUUGUUAUUAACUACUUAUAUCAUCAUUUAAUUAUGUUUUUAAAUUUGAAGUGGUUUGGUAACUUGGAUUUUCAUUCAGUGUUCUAUGAUAUUUGAGAAACAAUGCUCAACCGUUUGAUUAAGUUAUUGAAUUCUAGACAAUUGAUCUUUGUCAAUGCUUUUGCUGUUUGUAUUUUCUCAAAGUUUAUUUAUAAAUUUUGUAUGAGUAAAUUCAGGGCCGCGUUAAGGGUCAGUGGAGCCUGGGCGAACUCAAAAGCAGCCUUUUUCCUAGCUGGGGCGGGCGGUAGUUGGACGGCGCCCGCCAGGCACCCCUCGACCACCAGUCUGCCCGUUUCUAAAAGCGGGCCUGAGUACAUUUUCAUGUUGGAUCAUGAAGUGAAAAGUAACCACAAUAUAUUUGUGUAUAUGUUAGGUUUAGCAUCAAAUAUUAACAUAAUGUCAGUUUAAAGUGUUAUUUGAUUUGUAAUGGAACAUGUUCUACAGAUAAUUAUUGUUUUGAAAACUAUACUUGUGUUAUUAGUAAGGAAUUAAAAAUAUAUUUUCUUUUUUCUUUACCAUACCCAUACUAAAUUGAUACAGUUUGGUUGAAAACAAACAUUUCCUUGUGUUUUCUUUUUGGUUGUAUUUUUAUACUCAAUCAGUUGACUUUGUAUUAUUUUAUAAAUGCAUUUUGUUGUUUAAUGUGUCACUCAUGAAGUGUGUAAUUUUAUUGGUACAUUAAUUUAAACAUUAUAUAUAUAUAAAAUGACAAGUGGUAUCUUUAUUUCUUUGUUAUUAUUUGUUUUAAUUUAUAUAUUAUUUACAAACUUUGUUUUACUAAAAUGUGAACUUUUUUCAAAUUUAAAGUACCAAUAAGUACCAAGUAAGUGGAGGAUUUUUAGUUUGAGUAAAUUAUUCAAAAAGAUAUCUGUUAAAACAGUUUUAUACGUCUUGUAUAUUACUAUAGUAGCUUUGCAAUUAUUUUUAUACCUUCAAACACUCUUGAAAUCUACAAGAAUAUUGUUUUUAUUUAUGAUCUUAUGUAAGUUAUGCCAUUUUUGUAAAUAAAUAUUAUAAAAGAA